Messenger RNA from Pectinophora gossypiella (pink bollworm), 1998 nucleotides. Its product is annotated as proton-coupled amino acid transporter-like protein CG1139. Lineage: Eukaryota; Metazoa; Arthropoda; Insecta; Lepidoptera; Gelechiidae. The coding region runs from base 1 to 1998 and encodes 665 amino acids. Gene Ontology annotation, cellular component: vacuolar membrane. The record is from RefSeq and is a predicted model, not a curated record. Gene Ontology annotation, molecular function: amino acid transmembrane transporter activity. Gene Ontology annotation, biological process: amino acid transmembrane transport. The transcript has 13 exons.
AUGUCGGUCUACAAAUUUAUGGCUGGUCUGGUGGAGACCGUUGGAGGAACGGAAUCAGAUUAUGAUCCUCACAAACACAGAAAAAUCAAAAACCCUACGUCGUACCUGGAUACCAUGACUCACAUGCUGAAGGGCAGUAUUGGCGCUGGCAUUCUGGCUAUGCCAAAGGCCUGUAGGAGCAUGGGUGUCAUCGGCAGCAUCAUCACACUUAUUUUAGUUGGAUUUUUUGCUACCUACUGCAUACAACUUUUAAUAGAUGCACAAUAUCGCCUAUGUAAACGGCAUCAGCGUGGCUACAUAGGAUUCCCAAAAUCUAUGCUGAUGGCGUUGCGUGAAGGGCCGCCUUCACUGCAUUGGGCGGCGAAGCCACUCUACUACUUUGUGGAUAUAACACUAGUAAUAUGGCAGUUAGGAAUAUGUACUAUAUACUUCGUGUUCAUUGCAGAAAAUAUCGAACAGAUUUGUGCCGUAUAUGGGACUAAGUUACCCGUAAGAUUGCAUAUUUGCUACUUAUUGCCUCCAAUGAUUAUUGUUAAUCUAGUGAAAGAUUUGAAAAUGUUAUCACCGCUGUCUUCCACAUCAAAUUUAUUAUUAUUUAUAGCGCUCUUGCUUGUGUUUUUUUACUUGAUCGAAAAUGAUCUGGAAAUAGGAGGAGAUAAGUUACAUGUCAAAAGUUGGCUGCAAUUGCCCAAUUUUAUCGGCACUUCGCUGUUCGCUCUGGAAGCAGUUGGAGUGGUGUUGGCGUUGGAAUACAAUAUGAAGAAUCCUAAAGAAUUUGUUGGUCUAUUUGGGCUCUUUAAUAUAGGCAUGUGUGUUAUAAUAGCCCUCUAUCUAGUGGUGGGGAUAUUCGGUUACAUAAAAUACGGUGAUGAGAUAGAAGCUUCUAUUACACUUAAUCUACCAAAAACGCAAAAAAAAGCACAAGCAGCCAAGAUAGCCUUCGCUGUAGCCAUAUUUUUAUCAUUUCCUCUCCAAAACUUUGUCGCAUAUAAUAUUUUGUGGCGAAAGCUUCAAAAAAGAUAUGCUGAAGACAGACGAUGCUUUCCAGAUUACUUCCUUCGAAUUGUACUUGUUUUAAUCCCGUGGUUGUUGGCGCUUGCAGUUCCGAAGUUAGGACCAAUAAUUUCUCUGUGUGGGGCCUUUUGUUUAUCCCUGCUGGCUAUGGCUUUCCCUGCCAUCUUGAACAUUUGUAUAACCUACGGUGAGCCUAAUAAGUACGGCCCGUUAAACUACAAGCUUACACGUGAUAUCAUUAUACUUAUCAUUGGAAUUAUGAUAUUAUGUUCCGGCGUCUACACUAGUAUUUUAGAGAUUGUCGAAACCAGGGACUUGCCCGCAACUGAGCCUUUAGCAUACCGGUCAUUGACCCCUAGCCCGAAGAAACGUCUGGAAGAGGACACCCCACGGUCACACCCGGACGUGGCUCGAGCCGUGGCUCCUACCAACACAGAGCAACGUCUCUACUCCUUCGAAGGAACCGGAUCAGGUCAGACGUACUUCUCAUCAAAACCUCCCGUGGAUCCUAUGAGGAUUGUCUUAGUAGGAGAUCCUCCUGAAUAUUGUUCUACCUACGCCCGUGUGUUCGAGAAUCAAUGUAAAAUCGAGAGGACCCUCAGUCUUCACCAGUCGUCAGAGUCUGAGGCGAAGAACACCAGGGUUCUGACUGCGUUCUCAAGUCCCACUCGAAGAGAAGCCAGGUCGGAGUCCCGACGCAAACAGUCCUCUUCUAAAUGCAACAAAGCAGCAGAGAAUGCUCCAAAGCCCCAACAGGUCAAAUAUAGGAUGUUUCAAUCUGUCAAUAGGUCCUAUCAGAGUCGAGCUGAGGGGAACCCUGCAGCGCUUCCCGAGGAGUGGGUUGGCGGCGUGAGGGCGCUUCGCGACUCUCACGUGCGUCUGGUGCUGCGGCAGCUGAAGCACAUCGACCGUCUGAACCGCGCCCUCGACCACGCCGUCACCCGCACCGGGCCGUUAUCCAAACGCGGCAACAAAAAAUCUUAA